AGCGCUUCAAUCACCCAACUUCAACUCCAGCAGCGGCUUCUGCUCCAUCCUUUUUUUUCCCCAAGAUCUGAUGGCUUGAAGAUAAAUCGGACCAUUUCUAUGCAUGGCCGUCCUUAUAAAAGCGUAGGAUUGCACAGCUCGCAUUAGUAUCAUACUUGUACCGUUUAUCUGUCGCUCGACCCUUUCUUUUGAUGCCCCUUUCGGCUCCGACAGCCGCCACCGACUCGCUAUGCUACAGCGGUUGACGACGUCGGUCGCCGACGGCCGGGACAACUCGUCGCUCCUCUCUCCAGUCGAAUACGAUGCCGAUGCCCGCUCGAUCCGCAGCGACCAGGAUUCCGAUAGUGACGACGACCAACUGCAGCUCCGCGCGCGCAACAGCCGCGAGCUGAGGGCCCACGACCGCAUGGUCUUUAUGGAGGAGGACGAGACCGAUAAGCUGGUGCUCGACGCGCGCCGCCGCCAGACAAGCAGCUCGCGCCGCCGCAGCUCCAACAUCACCAUCCCGAACCCCCUCGACCUACUGCGCAAAUACAGCGACACGUCGCGUUCCGUCAGCCCCGCCACCCGCGCCCGGCUGCCGAAGCACAAGGAGUCGGCCUUCGACGGCGGGGAUCCCGUGCUUUCGGAAAAGAGCAGCAAGAGGAGGCAGCGGCGGGCGAGGCGGAAACAGAAGAAGGACAGACUCCUCGCCGAGGCGCAGCACGGCGAGGAUGGCGAGCUGAUGUACGAGAUGGAGGAGGGCGGCGUGAGGGACGGCAGCUCGACGGGCGAGAGCAGCGAACGCGAAGACAGCGACGAGGUCGACCGCCGCGGCCUCCGGCUCAUGGCGGACGACACGAAGAGCAAGCGCAGGAGAUGCUGCUGCCGCUGGGCGCUCAUUGGCUCGCUCGUCGGCACCGCCAUCGCUAUCCUAGUUCUGGUGGCGCUGAAGCUGACGCUCAAGGAUGGGGGAUCGCGCACGCAGCAGUACGUGAGCAACGGGACAGCGCUCUUCGCGCCCACAACAAUCAUCAUCAGCCUCGACGGGUUUAGGGCCGACUUCCUGAACCGCGGUCUCACCCCGAGAAUGAACGCCUUCGUCCAGGAGGGCGUGUCGCCCCUGUACAUGCGGCCUUCGUUCCCCAGCGUCACUUUCCCUAAUCACUAUACCCUUGUGACGGGACUCUACCCCGAGAGCCAUGGCGUGGUCGGUAACACGUUCUGGGACCCGGAGCUCAAGGCCGAGUUUUACUACACCGACCCGAACCGCAGCCUGGAUCCGAAGUGGUGGGGAGGGGAGCCCUUCUGGGCGACAGCCGAGAAGGCCGGAAUCCGGACCGCCAUCCACAUGUGGCCUGGGAGCGAGGCCCACAUCUUGGGCAUUGAGCCGAGCUUCCUGGACAAGUUCAAUGGAGACGAAAAGUUGCCCAAGAAGGUCGACCGCGUCCUUGAGUUCCUCGACAUGCCCGGGGCGGAGGUCCAAGGCGUCAAGCCCGAGGAAAUGCGACCACAGCUUAUCGCAGCCUAUGUUCCCAACGUCGACGCAGACGGGCAUACUUUCGGACCCAACAGCACCGAGAUCCGCAAGACGAUCAAGGAUGUAGACAACAUGCUCGACCAGAUAUUCCAGGGGCUUGAGAAGCGGAACCUCACGAGUAUCGUCAACGUCAUUGUGGUGUCAGACCACGGCAUGGCCACAACGGACGCAGCGAGGCUGAUCCAGCUCGAUGACAUCGUGGACUUGAGCAAGGUGGAGCACGUGGACGGCUGGCCGUUGGUAGGCUUGCGGCCGCGUGACCCAGCUGAUCUGCAGAGCCUCCACGACGAGCUUGUGCAGAAGACCAAGGACAAUCCGAACGUGGACAUCUAUCUCAGGGAUGUGGACAUGCCCGAGCGCUACCAUUUCUCGCGGAACCCCCGAAUCGCGCCGCUGUGGGUCGUGCCCAAGACUGGCUGGAAUGUGGUCAAGCGUGAGGAGUUCGACGUGAAGGAAGCUGUAGCCAAUAACCUGGUGUACCGCCCGAGGGGGCUGCACGGCUACGACCACGAACACCCCCUCAUGAGGGCAAUUUUCAUGGCCCGAGGCCCCGCGUUCCCGCAUCCGCCGAACAGCAAGGUGGAGCCAUUUCAAAACAUCGAGGUGUACAAUAUCCUCUGCGACUCUGUUGGUCUGGCCCCCGUGUCCAACAACGGAACCCUGAGGCUGCCCCUCAAGCCAGUCGGUCUUCACAGCCCACAGUCUCCGAUAGAGGAACCGGCUGAUCCAGCCACGUUUGCCGCAUCCACCUCGUCGGCCGUCCCGUCCAGCGUGUCGUCGUCGCCGCCACCAACCAAGAGUGUCGUUGCUGCGUCGACGGUGACGGUCACGGCCUCUGGAACAGGACCUACGGAGACACCUCCUCCAGGCAAGGACGAGGGUGCUGGCGACGAUGACAAGAACAAGACCACGGGACAGAAGGUCCAGGAGCUGUGGGAUUGGGUAACGGGCAAGAUCGAGCAUAUUUGGGACAAGAUUACUGGGUCAGGAGGUGGGGAUUAGACUAUUUUGCUACGGGGGUCUUACUUGUUUAACCAAAGGGCUGAUUUGUACUUGCUUGAUGCAGCUUUCAUUGUUUGGAACGGCCCAAAUCCUAUAUGAAGUUUUGGAAAUGGGUGUCCAGAAUUUGGCGUUGUGAUUCGGGAGGACAAUUCGAGCGACAGCAGGGAUCAGAACAAGCCCUUUCUUCUUCCCCCCCCCCCCCGCCCGGACAUGCGCUAAAAGCCACACAAACUUGUCAGAUCUGGCCAAGGGUGUCUAGCGCCGCGGUUGGAGCCCGCUCAAGGAUUGGCCACUCGAAAAAGACAGGCAACUGUGAUUGAUGGUGACCGUGUGUCUGUCCAGCCCGCCCAGUCGG
This is a messenger RNA of Gaeumannomyces tritici R3-111a-1, 2876 nucleotides long. RefSeq names its product ectonucleotide pyrophosphatase/phosphodiesterase 1. Gene Ontology annotation, molecular function: nucleoside triphosphate diphosphatase activity; ribonucleoside triphosphate phosphatase activity. Gene Ontology annotation, biological process: nucleoside triphosphate metabolic process. The transcript is spliced from 2 exons. The coding region runs from base 230 to 2521 and encodes 763 amino acids. The record is from RefSeq and is a predicted model, not a curated record. Lineage: Eukaryota; Fungi; Ascomycota; Sordariomycetes; Magnaporthales; Magnaporthaceae.